Molecule: messenger RNA, 1583 nt
Organism: Oryzias latipes (Japanese medaka)
Lineage: Eukaryota; Metazoa; Chordata; Actinopteri; Beloniformes; Adrianichthyidae
Gene: hvcn1
Product: hydrogen voltage-gated channel 1
Biological process (GO): proton transmembrane transport
Cellular component (GO): plasma membrane
Molecular function (GO): voltage-gated proton channel activity
Source: RefSeq, a predicted model, not a curated record
UCCGCAGCGGCAGAGCGGCAGAGCGGCGUGGCGCAGCGGAACGGCGCAGACGCGCAGGGUCAGGGAAACGCGUCGCUGCAGAAACGGAUGUUUUCAUCACGAGUUCCCGCGGACGCCGCACUCUGUCCUCCAUUCCUCUGGACUCCGGGUGGAAUCUGAAGCUCGACGGUUCUCGUGGGUCCACUCCACGCUGGGUCUGUCAACUCCUGAGCCAGCCAUCUCCAGCCUGCUGCCAUGUCCAGAUACCUGAAGCAUUUCAGCACGGUGGGGGACAAGCAUCAUACGGUGUGGGAGGAUGAGGAGCUGCAUGCAGUCAGCGAAGAUCUGAGUCCAGCUUCAGGACUCUUCCCAACAUCUCUGACCUUCAGGGAGGCUCUGAAGAGACUCUACGUCUCUGAGCGCUUCCAGGUGGCUGUGGUGUGUUUGGUGAUCCUGGACGCCUGCUUCGUUUUGGCUGAAUUGCUCAUUGACCUGUCCGUCAUCAAGCUGGAUCAUGGCCACAUUGCUCCUGAGGUAUUCCACUAUCUGAGCCUGGCCGUCCUCACCUUCUUCAUGAUGGAGCUGGCUGGAAAGCUGUUUGCUUUCCGCCUGGAGUUCUUCCACCACAAGUUUGAGAUGUUUGAUGGUCUGGUGGUGGUGGUGUCCUUCAUCUUGGACAUCGUCUUCAUCUUUCACGAGGAUGCCUUCGAUGGGAUGGGUCUCCUCAUCUUGCUUCGACUCUGGAGAGUGGCCCGAAUCAUCAACGGGAUCGUGGUGUCGGUGAAGAAUCGGGCGGACCAGAGGAUCCAUAAGCUGAAAGAGAGCUACGACCACGUGGUUCAGAGAGUGACGGAGCUGCAGAAGAGCUGCGAUGAUCUGACUCAGGAGAACCACAGACUGAAGGCGAUCCUGAAGGAAAACCAGAUCGACUUCUAGCUCCUCGAGGACCUCAGCUCUGGAUCCAGUCUCCGUCAGUCCUUUGCUCUUCUGGGAUAUUGUGUUUUUGUAGAUAACGUGCUGAUCCAGCUGUGGUGAUCUGAACUUCCAUCUCUCAGAUUACCCGUUCACUAUGUAGCAUCUUCGGGGUGGUUCCUGUAUCCGGGCAGAGCAGCUGCUGAUGGGUCGAUCAGCAACACCAGGACCAGAACCACAGCAAAGUUCGUUUUUUACAGAACCCCUCCAUCAUAAACCAGAACUGCCAAGAUGGUCCAGAUGUGCACGUGACUGUGAGUGUGCACGUGUCAGUCAUCAGAUCUUGUGUGGAGAUGACAUUUCGAAGGUCUGUUUAAUGCACUCAUCAUGAAAGGCUUUUAUUCUGAAAGUCUCCCCUUUUGGGUUUGUUUCAUGAAGACAAAUGAAGCAGGUGUUCUGGUUCUGGUUGGUUCUGCAGCCAGAAACUCAUAGUACUGGUUUAAAAUCAACGUUUGACCUUUUUGAACCCUGACUGCUUUUCUAUCCUAGACUUCUGUCAGGUUUCAGCUGCUCUUUUCAUUCACAUUUUCUUUCCAAUGUUGUUAUGAGAUCUACAGAAAACGUUCGUACUAGAGUCUGAAAUGUUCUCUGUGGUCAGAAGAAUCCAAAUAAAAUCCUGAUAUUUCAGGUCA